UGCACAUACCCGUUUUUUGUAAUGCCCUACAAAUUAUUUUUCAUUAAAGCUGUUGACUUUUCUGGGUGUGCACCUUGGUCUAGGCGUUACUUUCCAAACCGAAUACAUUACCCUGUCGAUAUUUUGCGAAAAUGGGUGACGAUCGACCUUUUGUGUGCAACGCCCCAGGAUGUGGUCAGAGGUUUACCAACGAGGAUCAUCUGGCUGUCCACAAACACAAACACGAGAUGACACUGAAAAUCGGUCCUGCCAGAACAGACUCCGUCAUCAUUGCAGAUCAGACGCCCACACCGACACGUUUCCUCAAGAACUGUGAGGAGGUGGGUCUGUUCAACGAGCUGGCCAGCUCCUUUGAGCAAGAGUUUCGCAAAGACCAGGAGGAAGAGGACAGGAGGCCCAGGAACCUGCUUUCUGCUCCCCAGUAUGGUGGUCUGCAAACACCCUCUGAAACCAGGGUGAAGGAGGAAGAGCCACUGGAGGUUGACUCAUCUUCUCCAGGCAGUCCUGAUUCCACCUCCAGCAAGUCAGACAGUGACAGGAAGCCAACGGAAGCUCCCUCACGGCCAGCUGCAAGCUCGGCUCCGACCCCUACGAUUGUUCGGCCGGGUUCCCUUCCCCUCCACCUGGGCUAUGAUCCCUUGCAGCCUACCUUGCCCUCCCCUACUUCUGUCAUCACACAAGCUCCUCCCUCCAAUCGUCAUCUUGGAUCGCCGACAGGUCCGUACCCGAUGCUGAUGCAGCUCCCCAUUGGACAGGCCGUACCCCUCCUUCCUAGCCCGGUGCAGAUGCCCUCUGUUAUAUCCCUGGCGCGGACCAUGUCCGCAGUACCCAAUGUUCCUGGCAUCCCUGGUCCUCCCUUAGGAGGGGGAAGCAGUGGCAGCGGCAGCUCCUCACCCUCUGGCUACAACCCCCAGUCCGAGGCCAAGAUGAGGCUGAAGGCAGCGCUAUCCCAGCAGGCAUUUGGAGCCCCGAAUGGCAACAGUAUGGCUGUGGGCUCUAGUCCCAUGGUACCGCAGAGGCUGGAGCAGGGCCAGCUACUAGGACAACACUCUGAUGCCCCCUCACCUGCACAGCCCCAGGUGUCCCCAGCUCAGCCUACAGGAGGCCGGAGGCGGAGGGCAGCGGAUGACGAUCCCGAUGAGAGAAGGCAGCGCUUUCUGGAGAGGAACCGGGCGGCAGCUUCCCGCUGCCGUCAGAAGCGCAAGCUGUGGGUGAACUCCCUGGAGAAGAAGGCUGAGGAACUGAGCUCCAUGAAUGUCUCGCUGACGAACGAGGUGUCUCUCCUGCGGAACGAGGUGGCUCAUCUCAAGCAGCUGCUGCUGGCCCACAAGGACUGCCCUGUUACAGCCCUUCAGAAGAAAAGUGCAGCCUAUUUAGGAGAAGAUAGUCCCAAAGACCCUUCUGAACCAACUGGCUCCCCAGCCCCAGUCAUCCAGCACAGCUCCAUGGCCACCAGCCCAGGGUCCCUUCCCAAUGGGAUGAGCUCACGGGCGGCCGCUGAGGCUGUAGCCAUGUCUGUCCUGGCAGGCAUGGGCAACCAGCGUGCAGAGGGCAUGGUUGGAGCUUCCCAUGUUACUGUGGCUUCACAGUCCCAGCCCAGAUGACGCAGGCGGAUGGCUCUUUAGACUGAGCGGGCUGCCCGGGGUAGGACGUGGAGCAGGAAUGAAAAGAGGAAGUGCUCGCUCUAGGAGUGAUCCCCCAUUCCUGCCAUCAGUGUCGAUCACAGCAGCCCCUUCGAGAACGUUCAGGCAUGAUGCUCAGCAGCAAACCUGGAAAGGACCUGGAAUGGGGGACAUUUAUGCACAAUGCAUUUGACUCUAGGGGCUGGACUCCCACAAUCACCCCCUCCUCACUCAAUUUUGGAUCGCACUUGUUUGUUUGACUGCAAAGCUCAUGAUGAGCACACUCUUCUUUUCAGAGCCCACUUGGACAUACUGUAACAUAUACUGAUGCACUUAGAGACGCAUGCACAUGCACACGCUUAUAUGCACAUAAAAACACUCUUUGUUCUUUAAUUCCUCCAGCCAGAGGAACUUGCGAUUUCAUGCAUAGCGACUGUCUUUGGGUAUGUAUCACUGCAAUAAGUACACAGCAGAAAUGUUACUGCCAUUUAUUUCUCUUUUACAUCUGCAUUCUAGAGCAAUAUCUUCCAGUAUAUUUACAGCUCUUUUGUCUUGAGUUUUAAGUUUAUUUGAAAGCUUUAGUGCUAACUGAUCCUAUUCAGAUUGCCAUCCUUCUCUGCAGCUGGAAUAACUGGAAACCAGCUGCGCUAAACUAUAACCAGAAAAAUGUUGUUUUGAAUUCUUUUCGAGGUUAAACCGUAUGUAGAGCAGAACAUAAUAUUUAGCAUGUGUAGGGUCUAUGACUGAACAUCUAUCAGAUAUCAGGCCUGAUAUUAAUCCAGCACCAACUAAAGCCAUAAACGUUGAAAUAUCCAAAACAUGGAACGUAAUUCAUUUUACAGUUGCGCAGCUUUUGAAUCAAAUUUUCUUCUUUCCUAAUUCUUACUAUCUACCCCAGUGUUACAGUAUUAUAGCGGAGAUACAGUAUAUUCAUGUGUUAUCGGUUAAUGAUUUAAUUGGACAUUCCUCUUCAACUUUCUAUAUAAAAUAUACAAACUUUAGGAAAGUCAUUUCUGGCAACCUUUUAACCUAUCCUUAAAGGAUAAAUGUUAUUUUAACAUUUAGCAAACUAGCCUUAGCAUUUAGUAAAAUUGUAACAACAUCAGAAUUGCCAUAAAAGCAAAGCUUUAGUUAUUUUUUAUUGUUGCAUUAGCAAGUUCUGUGCUAUUGCAGUUAUUAAAAAGCCGUGUUUAUUCCACAGCAGUUACACAAAGAAGCAAUGAUUGGGACUGGGGUUCUAGAUGACCCAGAAUAUCAUAUUUUGAAAGAAAAUAUUUAGGGUACACCUUUGUUAUAACACCCAGCUUGGUAAUAAAAUGACUGUUUUCUAGUCUCAAAAGUAUGGUUAAGUGGUUGUUAGUCACCAGUUGGACUGAAUGACAAAACCGUGUGUAAGGAAUGUGUGCUGCAAAAAAGCAAAAUAAACAGUGGGGGAAAUCAUAACAUGAGAAAUUACUGCAGUUGUUCUACAGCUCCUUUAAUGUCCUUGGUACAUUUAGGGGAUGAAUACAUUAAAAUGAAACUUAUUACUUGGUCAGUACUUGGCUCACUUAGAACAUCUGUUAUUACAGUCAGUAUGCAUUCAUACUUUUCUUUUCCAGGCAGUUUCAAGGCACCAGAACCUUCCUUUCUGUUUCCCAUGCUCAUUCCUGUGUUGUUGGACUGUGUUGGUGCCUCCUGUGUUGUCAGUCUCCCCUGUACAGACCCUGUGCUGAUGGAUGUGAGUCCAUGCCUGAAAACAUAUAUGCUUCUUUUCUUUUUUUUUUUCUUUUUUUUUGUUUUUCAGCAGACAACCUGUGCCUUCAUAUUACACCAGUGCCUCUUGCUCUCCUGAGCUCGUCCUUUCCCAAAGAUGAUGGCCCAUAUUAGCCAUGUUCAUGUGUUCAAGGGAAAAACUUGUUUUCUCAGGUAGUUCCCAGUGUCUAGCACUUUUUUUUGCAGCAGUGUAAUAUACCUACAGAUAUUUUAAUACCACUAAAUGAACGGAACUCCAUUGCUGGGUGUUUUUUCCUGAUCUCAGCCCAGAAUACAUCUUUUAUGGACAUGAUAUAGCAUCUCCUGGCAGACAGAUGUGAUGCACUCCUUCAGUCUGACAGGAGACCAGCUGACAGCACAGGGCACUGAAUCGUACCCAUUCGCCAUGUCCCUUUGGGGUUGGUCCGCUGCAGCCAAAGUGUGGGACAUCACAGUCAGCAUCUGUUCUACAGGGAGGAAUGCAAAGGAAUCAACUUUUAUUACUGUUGUACAGGUUUAAACUGGCAAAUUGCCUUUUAGUUUGGAAUUUGUAACGCUGCCUGAAGAAGGUAAUCAUAAUUAAUUCAUUGUGUGGUGCUUGCAUUCUUUCUUUUAAAUGACUUGCAGACUAAUGAAGCUUUUGCUGAGUUGUCUCUGCAGUACUCCUCUCUUGCACCUUCUUGGAUGCCUAUACUAGAGUGGCAGG
Molecule: messenger RNA, 4062 nt
Organism: Scleropages formosus (Asian bonytongue)
Lineage: Eukaryota; Metazoa; Chordata; Actinopteri; Osteoglossiformes; Osteoglossidae
Product: cyclic AMP-dependent transcription factor ATF-7-like
Exons: 12
Coding region: 132-1604 (490 amino acids)
Biological process (GO): regulation of DNA-templated transcription
Molecular function (GO): DNA-binding transcription factor activity
Source: RefSeq, a predicted model, not a curated record